AUGUCCAUAAAAGGUGAAGAAAAUUGGUGUUUGAUUUGUUCCGGGUCAGUUUUCGGCGAAGGUGUUAAUCUCCUAGGAAAGGAUGCCGAAAAGUUGAGAACUCAGUUUCACAAAGUUCUUAAAGCACCUGUUCCCAAGAAGCCUCCUUCGGAGAAUGUUUGUAAACGUUGUGACAGAAAUAUCCGAAGAUUGGCUGACACAAGAGGGGAAGCUGCAGAAAGGGAGAUAGAGUACAUGCGCAAAACAUACCGGAAGACGGUUCAGGAGUAUAAUGCUAAAGCGGAAAUACGUAAGCAGAAACUGCGUAAAGCGGCCGAAGCAUUUAUGCUGAUAAAACCUAAAGAAUCCGAAGCCGAACCAGAGAAGAAGCUUUCAACAUUCGCCUCUAAAUGGAAAUUCAAAGCUAAAUCUAGCGCCGCUACAACCAAGAUACCACUUCCGGUAUCGAGCGGAAACUCAAGUCCUUCAAGAUCUAAACCACAGUCAGGGGAAACUACUCCGUCUGGUGAAUUAUACGAAAGUAAUAAAUCACUUUCUUUCAAAAUAGCGUCUAAUGAAAAAAAGAAUGACACUGAUCUGGCAGAAGAUAAUGCUCCUUCAGGCAUCGAAUAA
Lottia gigantea (owl limpet) is the source of this 612-nucleotide messenger RNA. RefSeq lists its product as hypothetical. The transcript has 2 exons. NCBI's taxonomy places the organism in Eukaryota, Metazoa, Mollusca, Gastropoda, Lottiidae. The coding region runs from base 1 to 612 and encodes 203 amino acids. The record is from RefSeq and is a predicted model, not a curated record.